CAACAAGUUGAACGUCGCAAUGGAUGGAUCAAUGUUGGAGACCUUCAUGGGGCAGUUCACUUCAAGAUCGUCAAAUAUGAGCGCAUCAAGUUCCUGUCAUAGCCUUACGUGACUCUAUUGAAAUGCAUGGGCUCCUAAACCUUAUCACAAAUUUUAUGGCAUUUAAG
This is a messenger RNA of Penaeus vannamei (Pacific white shrimp), 167 nucleotides long. The record is from RefSeq and is a predicted model, not a curated record. NCBI's taxonomy places the organism in Eukaryota, Metazoa, Arthropoda, Malacostraca, Decapoda, Penaeidae.